GUGUGUGUGUGUGUGUGACGGCGAGCAGUGAAACAACCACUGUGUUGCAUGCGGCUGCUUCGUCCUAUGACUCCAACACUUACACAUUUGUCAGAAGAAUGGAUACAGACGACGACCUGGAUGAAGACGACCUUCUGGACUACGACGUCCAGCUGAGCAUCCAGGAGUCGUGUCAGAGAGAAGAUCUUAAGGGGACAGGGAGGAGUGAAGCUCUGAAGCUCGUGGGGGCCAUCAAACAAGGCGACAUGUUUUCACUGCAGAAGCUCUGUGAUUUCCCAGCAGCCUUCAGUCAGGUGGACGAGCACGGCUGGUAUCCUCUGCACAGGGCGGCGGUCCAACCUCUGGUUCUGGUCCUGGAGACGGUGUUGUACGCGUCUUUCAGCCUGACUCUGGAAGAAAAGACCUCGGAGGGGGACACCGUCCUGACUCUAGCAGUGAAAGCUGGUUUGGUGGACAACGUGCAGAUGCUGUUGAACCACGGAGCUUCUCCUCACACGACCAACAACAAGAACGAAUCCCCUCUGCUGCUAGCAGUCCGAGCCAGAUCCCAUCAGAUGGUUUCCAGUCUUAUAAGUGGAGGAGCUCAGGUGGAGCAGGUGUGUCUGAAAAAGUGGACGGCCAUGCACGAGGCCUCCCGGGCCGGCUGUGUCGGUGUCAUGGAGCUCCUGUUGCAGCACGGGGGUCAGGUGUCAGAGGCGGACCAGUUUGGAGUGACUCCUCUUGGCAUCGCUGCGGAGUACAGCCACUCUGAAGUCCUGGAGCUCCUCGUUAAACACGGUGCCGAUGUCAACGCCCAGGCGCCAAAUGGCGAUAGCGUCUUGUACGACGCUGCCGGGUCGGGGAACCCAGACUGCAUCGACAUCCUGCUUCAGCACGGAGCAAACCCCAACAUCCACAACCUGAGCUGCCAGCUGCCCAUCCACCACGCCGCGUACGAAGGACACUACCUAGCUUUAAGGAUUUUGAUCCCGAUCACCACCAGACGGGCCCUACGGCUGUCCGGCUGCAGCCCGGUCCACUCAGCCGCCGACGGGGGCCACGCUCCCUGCCUGGAGCUCCUGCUGCAGAAAGGCUUCGACGUCAACGCGCUGUUGGCGCCUCACAUCUCCGACAACUACGGAGACCUGAGGAGAAGCCCGCUGUACUUCGCCGUCUCCAACGGGGACGCCACCUGCACUGAGGUUCUGCUGAAUGUAUACAAGUCCCUGUCUGAGUCAAACGGAUGUGGUUUUGUCGUCCAGUUCUGUGACUUCGUCACGGUCUCCUGGCUGGUGAACCUGGCGGGCCGAGUGGUGUCGAUCCUCCUCGAGUACGUCGGUCAAGUUUCCCUCUGCGGCAAACUGAAAAAGAUCUUGGAGAACCACAGGGAGUGGCCUCACCUUCACAGGACUACAUGUAACCCCCGCUCUCUGGCUCACCUGAGCAGAGUGGUGAUCAGGAAACACCUGAGCUGCGGCGUGCUGAUGUCCGUCCAGCUGCCCACGAGGCUGAAGGACUACCUGCUGUUCAAAGAGAACGACCUGUACGCCAAAGUCAUCUGCAGGGAGGACUGAGGGAACGAGGACACCUGUCUUAUAGUACAGAGUCCUAAAUGUCGGGAAUGAGGUGUGGUUUUUGUAACGGGGGCCUGGAUUUAUCAAA
Etheostoma cragini (Arkansas darter) is the source of this 1641-nucleotide messenger RNA. RefSeq names its product ankyrin repeat and SOCS box protein 15-like. Gene Ontology annotation, biological process: intracellular signal transduction. Lineage: Eukaryota; Metazoa; Chordata; Actinopteri; Perciformes; Percidae. The record is from RefSeq and is a predicted model, not a curated record. The coding region runs from base 99 to 1553 and encodes 484 amino acids. Gene Ontology annotation, molecular function: protein binding. The transcript is spliced from 10 exons.